AGUGGUGGAUGUUGACAAAGGUUGGCCGUAGGGAAGUUUAUAAAGAGUUCAACUAGUGACUAGCCAUAAUUCAGAACUCUCUUGAAUUGCCUUUCUAGGUUUCCAUGGAAGAUAAUCGUCCAAGAGAACUGCAACUACUAGUGCAGUCCUCAGCCUCUCUUCCUUCUGAAUCGCCAAAGUCCAUGGUAGGAUUUGAUCUUACUACCCAUUCUCUGCCUGACCUUAAUCUGUCAAUGAGUGUUAGGAUACCAUGGACAUCUGUGAAAGAGGAACCAAACAGCUAUGCCAAAAAACUACAAUUAUUAAGGCAGCAUACUGCUGAGCAGAUCCGACUUGCAGCUGUUGAGAAGGCUUAUAUUGAGAGAACAAGGGAGCUAACAAGGAGGGAGCUGGACUUAGCAAAGAAAGAGUUUGCACGAGCCAAGCUAGUAUGGGAGCAAGCAAAAGCAGAGGUGGAGAAAGCAGAGAGGCUAAAGGAGAUAGCAACCAGAAGGGUCAGCUCUACUUGCAUGGAGAUCACUUGCCACAAUUGUCAUCAAUCAUUCCAAGCAUAGAAUAACUUAGAAUGUAAGGUUCAGGUUCUUGCUAGUAAAUGGAUCAUAAUCAUAAAAUGAGCG
Molecule: messenger RNA, 617 nt
Organism: Zingiber officinale
Lineage: Eukaryota; Viridiplantae; Streptophyta; Magnoliopsida; Zingiberales; Zingiberaceae
Product: protein indeterminate-domain 16-like
Exons: 1
Coding region: 105-554 (149 amino acids)
Biological process (GO): gravitropism
Cellular component (GO): nucleus
Source: RefSeq, a predicted model, not a curated record